AACAAAAACAACUACAACUUCAAAUGUUGAAGAUGAGUGGAAGAAGUCAUGCGUUGAGAUCAAAGACCUUGUGAAAUUGCAAAUCAUGCUACUCCUACUGUCAUCGCCAGAGUCCCUAGCACUCCACAAUGUCAUCUUCGUCUCCCCAAACCCGUGCCUGAUUUUAAUAUCGCCUGCAUGUAUGAGGUGCUGGUCUGGUGGGCUGAAACUGUCUGUAGCAUGCGAUAGCUCUUGGGAUCUGAAAGCGAAGUCAACGAGUGGAUACGAGGACGGCAAUUUCGGGGUGAAAGCUGCCAGAUCUAUAGCGAGAGUAGAAUCCCAUAAAUGAAGGCUAGCACUAACCUGUGAAGAAUCACAAACGUUAUUGAUUUUUCUUCAUCAAUAUCUGUUCUUGUGUACGGCCUUGUAAUUUAGGCAUUUGUGCAAAACGCUCUGGGAAGACUGUCGAUCAUUUCUCUGACUUGGAGAUCGGGGUUGCCGUAGAUGUUCGAUUGGAAGUACCGCAGCGGGAACGCGAGUAUACUUUGUAGUGACUGCUUUAAGUUGUAGGAUGCAGCUACGUUCAUUGAUUGUGCUUGUUUCUGAUGAAUUAGGCGUGCGGUAUCUUCGAAU
Periconia digitata is the source of this 612-nucleotide messenger RNA. NCBI's taxonomy places the organism in Eukaryota, Fungi, Ascomycota, Dothideomycetes, Pleosporales, Periconiaceae. The record is from the annotation of a GenBank genome assembly.